AAGGGAGAACCUCCUCCACCAUCUUCGGCUGCGCCUUCGCCGAAGUGUCGGUGGCCGAGACCAGCGAGGACAUCGUACCCAUCUUCACCUCACUCAUCCGGCGGGCCAGAGCCUCCUGCUGCAAGUGUCCCACCAUCUUCCCCGCCCUUCUGGACCCUACUGUCUGCGCCUGCUCCUGCAGACAAGCCCUCCGCCUCGACGGAUACACCUGCAGGCUUUGCUGCACGUCUGGAAGCUCACGUAUACCCUGCAUGUGUAAUGGGAGUAGUGGCAGCUGCGGGUCACGGAACGGAAAGGUUCCUGGGCGGUGUAUGUAUGGCGGGCCUCACAGAGGGAGGAGACAGGAGGACGAGAGGGCUGGCAGGAAAGUUAGCCGUAGCGGUAGUAAGAAAUUAAGAGAGCGAUCAUUUAGCUCUCCGCUCUAUGUCUGCGAAAAUACUGCUAGUGUUAGAUCUGUAAAUUGUCAGAGAGAUUCUUUGAGCCCGUCGCCCUCGAGGACCAGAGCAGCGGGCGGCAGGAAGCUCUCGGGGCGUGAAACACAAAAUACUCAAAACGAUAAAACACAACAUUAUACACAUUCAGGUCCAGUGCGCGCUAACCUGAGCAGGUCAUUAAGUUCUCCCGAGGCUUGGCCGGACAGUUGGCCCGUCGAGCUACCGUCGCUUUUCGGGCCAAACACUGGCUCUGGCAAAGGAUCAAAAAGAGAGGGAUUGAUCGCCACAAUAAAGGAACAGGAGCCAAGUCUAUCGCUACUCGCCAGAGGGAGAUCGCUUGUACAAGACACACACACAAGAGUUAAACAUCGUGAGUGUUCGUGCAAGUCUCGCACACAAACUUUUAAAAGCAGCGGGAAAGUAGAAAUUGUAAAUAUUAAGAAGCCUGAUGGUAGACUCACUAUCCAAGACGAAGGAGGUCGCAAUCAGUCAGGCAGCCUCGUCGGACCUUCACCACAACCUGAUAAAUGGCCAGCCAAAUUGCCUGCGGUUAAAAUAUGCAACAAUACUUCCAGCAGCAGCAGCAGCACGCAGCCAAAGCACACAGCAGCAACCAAUGAGCACUGUGCCUCACCGUCCUCUCUGUCUACCGGUUGCCCACGAUCCCCAAAACGAUUUCCAUUUGAUUCAUUAGAAACCAGGAGAGUGGAGGAUGACUCUCCGUCUCCUCAAGGUGGAGGACGCCAGCGGAAGUUCUCAGUGUUCGGCGUGGGCCGCGCCCUCGGUCACUUCCUCUCCAAGGGCUCCUUGCCCGACCUGCCCCGAGCUACGGCCAAUAUCUGCGACAAAUUUGGCUCCUUGAAGCGGACGAUCAAGAAACGCUCUGUGUGAGUCCACUGUCACACUUGAGUACGACCAAAACAUGGAGUAGGGUUCUGAGACCUAGUGACCUGAGACUUUUUUCCUUUGUGCGUCAUUGUUACUCCUUAUCCACCUCAUAUAUAACCCAAGCUGAUCUAACAUAACCUAACCUAACCUAACAUAUAACCUAACCUUGUCUACCAAAGCUCAUCCCAACCUAACCUAACCCACUCCAACCAAUCCUAACCUAUCCGAACCUAACCUAGUUAACUAACUCAACCCAUCCUAACCUAACCCAGUCCAAUCUAAUGUAACCUAAUCCAACUUAAUUACAGUAGCAAACAAUAUUUGUGAUUUAUAUGGAGUGGGAGAGGUAAAUGACGUCACAAUAAUGUCAAAUGACGUAACAAUGACGUCACAGUGACGUCACAAUGAAGUCGCCCGCUCAUAGCGGCACAGGUUUCAGACCCGCCCUGUAAAAACGAGUCUUCAAGACACCGGAUGUGACCUCAGGCGGGUAUACACACUUAGGUAUACACACUUGAGUAUACACUGCCAACUUCUGUGAUAUGCUAAUAUAUAUAGUCUGCUUCUGAAAAGGGAAGACCGCAACAGCUUUCCCUGAAUACCUCAUAUUUUCUUCUCUGAAGCCAUGGGUCCUCAUAAUGUUAGUAGAGAUGGCACCCAUAGAUGUAUGUGUGCGUGUGUAUGUGUGUGUGUGUGUGUGUGUGUGUGUGUGUGUGUGUGUG
Messenger RNA from Procambarus clarkii (red swamp crayfish), 2044 nucleotides. NCBI's taxonomy places the organism in Eukaryota, Metazoa, Arthropoda, Malacostraca, Decapoda, Cambaridae. The record is from RefSeq and is a predicted model, not a curated record.